Python bivittatus (Burmese python) is the source of this 2108-nucleotide messenger RNA. RefSeq names its product butyrophilin subfamily 2 member A1-like. NCBI's taxonomy places the organism in Eukaryota, Metazoa, Chordata, Lepidosauria, Squamata, Pythonidae. Gene Ontology annotation, cellular component: external side of plasma membrane. Gene Ontology annotation, molecular function: signaling receptor binding. Gene Ontology annotation, biological process: T cell receptor signaling pathway; regulation of cytokine production. The record is from RefSeq and is a predicted model, not a curated record.
UGGAUUGCCGCCUUUUCUCUAUACAGAGCAUUAGAAAAUGAAAGUCAACAAUUCAGGCAAAAGACAAAGGUCUAGCAGAAAGCUAAAAUGAAGUACAGAAUCUAAAGAAUAUAUCUUGGAGUUCUACUUUUCAGAACUGCACCUGAUCUCUUGUCCUUCUUCCCCCAGCUCCAUGUGCUCCUUCUUUUCUGCUGUUUGCAUCUUGGUACUUCUGCAGAUCUCACAUACAGCAGGUAAAUAUUCAGUCAGACCACCAAAUAAUCCUGUGAUUGGAUACCUUGAAAAAGAAGUAAUCCUGCCAUGUCUGGUAGACACUCUGCAGCCACUUGCAAAGGCUAACAUCAAAAUUCAAUGGAUCUUGGAAAAAUCAGAAAAAAUUGAAGUGAAAAACUAUAACAGAAACUAUGGAGAAACACAAGAUAGAAGAUAUGAAGGUCGAACAGAGCUCUUUCCUUCUCAGAUUAAUGAAGGCAACAUGUCCCUGCUCCUGAGGAAUAUAAGUCUCUUUGACCAGGGACUAUACACCUGUAAGAUCUACCUUGAUAACUGGUAUGAUAAGGUGGUAGUUCAGCUAGUUUUAGCAGCAAAUGGAGGUGACCCCACUAUUACCUUGGCAGCUUACAAAGGCCAAGGUAUUGGACUCACCUGCAGCUCUGAGGGGUGGUAUCCAAGACCUCAGGCUCUCUGGCUGGACAGCAGAGGGGAAAACCGGACAGAGAAGUCAGCCAUAGCAAACACCGAGACCAUAGCGGGAAUCUUUCGGGUUUUUGGUUCCAUUACACUAGAGCCAGGAGUGGAUAGCACAGUCUCCUGCAAAAUCAUCAACAACCUGGUAAAGAGUGAGAGAGAAUCCCGAAUCCUCAUUUCUGAUGUUUUUUAUCCAACUACUUCCCUUUGGACUGGACCCUUCAUAACCAUUUUGGUACUUUUCAGUUGUGUCACUGCUUUUGUGACAUAUAAAUGGAUACAGAGCUUCCGGGAAGUAUCUAAGUUUGAAAAAGAAGCAAAGGAAAUGAAAAGUGAACGAGAUCGUGAAAAAAAUGCCAUUGAAAUUGAGAGGAUGACAGAUAAAGGAGAACUUUCUGAAAUCCGGAAGAGUUCAGAACGAUGCUCAGGUGAACUGGCGCUUAGAAGAGCUCAAAGUCAUGCAGUUGCAGUUUAUUUGGAUUCAGACUGCAAGCAUCCAGACAUCACCAUCACCAAAGAUGGGAGAGCAGCCACCCUUAAUGCAAAAUCUGCUGUCGGUUCUCUAGUGGUUGUGGGGAAAGAGGGUUAUGUUGCUGGGAAGCAUUACUGGGAGGUAAAGGUGGGGGACUGGCUGGACUGGGAGCUGGGGGUGCUGACUCAGGGUGAAAGGGAUAGAACCAGAAAAGAGAUGUUUUCUGUCCCCCUUGGAGAAGAACGCUGGGCACUGAAAAGUGUCAGAGGACAUUUGUUUUCUAAUCAAAAUGAGGAAAAGAUUGAAAAAAAGCAAGAUAACCCUUAUUCGUAUAUUGGCUUGUUUCUGGAUCAAGAAUCAGGAACAAUAUACUUCUAUAGGGCCUGUACGUGUGCACCACUCCUUAUAACCACAAUUACCAUUCAGUCAACUGAGAAAUUGUACCCAUUUUUAAGUUUUGGUGAGUGUGACCUAGGUUGUGUUCAAGAUGCAUUAGAAGUUAUCCAUAUGAAAAUCCCACUUCCCUUUCAAAAGUUUUUUAAAAAGUGAGAAGAGCUUCAUUAGAUUUCUCUAAGAUGUACUGUACGUUAGCAUACAGUACCAGAAAUAAAGUAUAAUAAUUAGUACAGCAUCAAAAACUCCAGAAAGAUUCAUCCGAGUGGAUCUUUUGCUUUGGUUUAUAAUGAAAAAUUAUGUGUUCACAUGUUCUGUCAUAACCUGAGCCCUUUCAGGAUAGCUAGAGCUCUUUCUUAGAUCUUCCAACCCUCAGAGAGACAAGCCAGCUUGGAAUCUUAUUACUCAUACACAGAUCAGCCCCAGGAAGAAAAGGAAUAGUUUAUGUCUUCAUUAUGUAUUUUUGUGUAACUUUCCAUUGCAUGGCUCAAUAAAAUUCAUAUGUUUAUACUGUGUAACACAUAAUAUAAAAACAAUAAAGACAUAUUAUUGCUAA